ACUCAUCGGUAUCACAUCUAGCUGGACUCUAUACAUCUGCCACAACUUCAUACUUAUCCCAGCAGCAAGAUUUUCUGUAUUGUGCCCCUGUGGCCGGAGUGAAUUGGCAGUGCGUUAUAUAAGAGGGCUAAUUAUCUGUGCAAUUGCUGCAAAACUGGUCUACGCAGUGGAAAAUAAAUCAUUUAUAUGG
Messenger RNA from Pelobates cultripes (western spadefoot toad), 190 nucleotides. The record is from the annotation of a GenBank genome assembly. NCBI's taxonomy places the organism in Eukaryota, Metazoa, Chordata, Amphibia, Anura, Pelobatidae.